CACAGUCAAUUGUUCGUGUACUCGUGGAACGGUUCGCGUGGUCUAAGAUGGGAAAACUCGGCAUCUUCGUCCUCAUUCUAACGGGCAUCUCCCUGCCGCUACAGAUGGUGACCAUCGUGCUCCACACAGUCACCAUGGCGGACUGUCUCAACAAGAACACGCCGCUUCCAGACGUGGUCUGUACCGACACCUCCCUCAUACCCGGCACGGUGGCCAUAGAGGCCACGUACGGCGCCGCCACCCUACUCCUGUCGGUGUCCUGGGUCGCCAACAUCGUCCUCAUAUGCGGGCUCAGACGGCGCUACAGCAGCAAGAAAGUCUGGAAGCGACUUUUUGUCUGGAAAUACGUGACCAUGAUGUUCUUUGCGGUGUUCUACCACUUUUUGGAGGGGCUGUCGACGCAGGGGAAUCCGUACACGGCAAGCUUUUUAGGACUUACAAAAAUAACGGUGGCGUUUCUCAUGCUGAUUGAGAAUGAUCGGGAAUGCUUCGGGAAGCCAUGGCAGGCUCGUGUGGAUCGGACGGUUUCGGGAACUCUCGGGAUCGACAACUUGCUACAUUUCCUGAUGGCCGUGCCGUUCCUUAAGAGUGUGGUUAGCGGGGAAAUAGGACUGAACGCGAACGUGGUGGAAGGGACGCCGGGGCUGUGGAACGCGUUUCUACUGCUCCUGACGGUCAACAGUGUGGCGUUUAGGUUCGUGUUAGCCCGGUUCUUCCUGCAGCGCUGUUGGCUCGGGAACCGUUCCUUCAGCCUGCUCGGCGAUGCCUGGGACCUGCGCGACUACAACAGGAAGGUCUCUAUCGACAUGGCCGACGGAGACGCCGAGUACCAGCCCCUCUCCCGAAUAGAAGUCGACGCGCCCGAACAGGAGACGGGCACGCCCGAAGCCGAGCCGAAGACAGCCGAAGUGACAGCCGAAGAUGGCGCGGUUCUCAGUAACCUUACCGACGAACCAGAUCACGUGGAUGAGAAAAUGUAGGUUUUCUUAAGAACAGUAACGAAAUACUUAUGACUAAUCUCCUUGAUGUGGCAUAGGAUAAUAUCAAAGCUUGGGGAACGAGUCUAGCCGGCAGAGGAGUUUCAUUGGCCACAGCGAAGAUCUAGAUGCAAGCUGCACUGACACCACAAAAAGUAAAGUUACUUGUGUAUGGCCAACUAUAAACUACAUCAACAAAAAAAGAAAGAAUACAGAAUAUAUCUUACAAUUCUACUAAUCAAACAGUAUAGGAUAAUAAGGUUCUACUAAUUAAACAAUAUAGGAUAAUAAGGUUCUACUAAUCAAACAGUAUAGGAUAAUAAGGUUCUACUAAUUAAACAAUAUAGGAUAAUAAGGUUCUACUAAUUAAACAAUAUAGGAUAAUAAGGUU
Molecule: messenger RNA, 1368 nt
Organism: Branchiostoma floridae (Florida lancelet)
Lineage: Eukaryota; Metazoa; Chordata; Leptocardii; Amphioxiformes; Branchiostomatidae
Exons: 4
Coding region: 48-980 (310 amino acids)
Source: RefSeq, a predicted model, not a curated record